AUGGGCCCCGCGGCGCGGCUGGCGGCGUUGCUGGCGGCCCUGGCGCUCGGGGCUGGGGACCCGGCCCGGGCGGCGGCGCGCGGGGAAACGUUCUCGGCGCUGACCAGCGUGGCGCGCGCCCUGGUGCCCGAGCGCCAGCUGCUGGGGCUGCUGCGGCGCUACCUGCGCGGGGAGGAGGCGCGGCUGAGGGACCUGACCAGAUUCUAUGAGAAGGUACUGUCUUUGCAUGAGGACCCAACAACCCCUGUGGCUAACCCCCUGCUUGCGUUUACCCUCAUCAAACGCCUGCAGUCUGACUGGAGGAACGUGGUACAUAGUCUGGAGGCCAGUGAGAACAUCCGAGCUCUGAAGGAUGGCUUUGAGAAGGUGGAGGGCGACCUCCCGGCCUUCGAGGACCUGGAGGGAGCAGCAAGGGCCCUGAUGCGGCUGCAGGACGUCUACAUGCUCAACGUGAAGGGCCUGGCCCGCGGGGUCUUUCAAAGGGUCACCGGCUCCACCGUCACCGACCUGUACAGCCCCAGGCGGCUCUUCUCCCUCACGGCGGACGACUGCUUCCAAGUAGGCAAGGUAGCCUACGACAUGGGGGAUUACUACCAUGCCAUCCCGUGGCUGGAGGAGGCUGUCAGUCUCUUCCGAGGAUCUUAUGGAGAGUGGAAGACAGAGGAUGAGGCGAGUCUGGAAGAUGCCUUGGAUCACUUGGCCUUUGCCUAUUUCCAGGCAGGAAAUGUUUCAUGUGCCCUCAGCCUGUCUCAAGAAUUUCUUCUCUACAGCCCCGACAAUAAGAGGAUGGCCAGGAAUGUCUUGAAAUAUGAAAGGCUCUUGGCAGAGAGCCCCGGCCAGGCAGUAACAGAAGCUGUCAUCCAGAGGCCCAAUGUCCCCCACCUGCAGACCAGAGACACCUACGAGGGCUUGUGUCAGAACCUGGGCUCCCAGCCCACUCACUACCAGAUCCCCAGCCUCUACUGCUCUUAUGAGACCAACUCCAGCCCCUACCUGCUGCUCCAGCCCAUCCGGAAGGAGGUCAUCCACCUGGAGCCCUAUGUCGCGCUCUACCAUGAUUUUGUCAGUGACUCGGAGGCUCACAAGAUUCGAGAGCUUGCAGAACCGUGGCUGCAGAGAUCCGUGGUGGCCUCAGGGGAGCAGCAGUUGCAAGUGGAGUACCGCAUCAGCAAAAGUGCCUGGCUGAAGGACACGGUAGACCCAAUGCUGGUGACCCUGGACCACCGCAUCGCUGCCCUCACUGGCCUCGAUCUCCAGCCUCCCUACGCGGAGUAUCUCCAGGUGGUGAACUACGGAAUCGGAGGGCAUUAUGAGCCUCACUUCGACCAUGCUACGUCACCGAGCAGUCCCCUGUACAGAAUGAAGUCCGGGAACCGAGUGGCAACAUUCAUGAUCUAUCUGAGCUCGGUAGAAGCCGGAGGAGCCACAGCCUUCAUCUACGCCAACUUCAGCGUGCCGGUGGUGAAGAACGCCGCGCUGUUUUGGUGGAAUCUGCACAGGAGCGGCGAAGGUGACGGGGACACACUUCAUGCUGGCUGUCCUGUCCUGGUGGGAGACAAGUGGGUGGCCAACAAGUGGAUACACGAGUACGGACAGGAAUUCCGCAGGCCCUGCAGCUCCAGCCCUGAAGACUGAAAUGUUGGCCCAGAGCAGCCGGUGGCGUCCUGUUGCUCUCCAGAGAGGGUGGGAGCCGAAGCUAGGGUAGGAGAGAAGGCAGAGCAGCAUCCGGGGCGCGGGAGCAAGGAGUGGGUCUUCACCAGGGGCCCCUUGGCCUCUGCUGUGGCCGUGAGGGUCAGAGCAGAACGGACAACCCGGGGAGGGGCAGUGGAGACCUUGGCAGAAGGUUCUGGGGCUCAGGCUCUCUCAGGGAUGUGCGCAGUGGGGCUUUUGCCACCUUCAACCCUGACCACGGAGGACCCAGAAGUGACCACGGUGACACCUGCAGGAGGGACCGGCCAGGCCCGUUGGCUUUGAGGCCUCCUCCAGGACUUCUGCUGGAGCCUGAACAGGAGGCGUCUCUGGCUCAGAGUGCGCCCCAUGCGAUGGGGCCAUGUUGAGUUUUUUUUUUUUAAAGCAGCAAGAGACCUCCUGUCCUUCUGAUGUGAUCGUUUUGUAAUACAGCCAUUAAAAGGGUUUUUUCAGAUCAUUUUUUC
This is a messenger RNA of Lepus europaeus (European hare), 2153 nucleotides long. RefSeq names its product prolyl 4-hydroxylase subunit alpha 3 (gene P4HA3). NCBI's taxonomy places the organism in Eukaryota, Metazoa, Chordata, Mammalia, Lagomorpha, Leporidae. Gene Ontology annotation, cellular component: endoplasmic reticulum. The record is from RefSeq and is a predicted model, not a curated record. Gene Ontology annotation, molecular function: L-ascorbic acid binding; procollagen-proline 4-dioxygenase activity; protein binding. Gene Ontology annotation, biological process: peptidyl-proline hydroxylation to 4-hydroxy-L-proline. Bases 1 to 1635 code for a protein of 544 amino acids. The transcript is spliced from 13 exons.